AUGUCAUGCAUGGAGCAACCAGAGGCCUUCCUUAAUCAUGUCCGAGACCACCACCUCAUUCCGGAGGAAAUGUACAAGGUGAGAGCAGUAGACACAGCCGCCCACUCAACGUUUAACCAUUCAGCGGUAACAUAACAAAUUGUAGAGAAAAUCUUUGGUAACAUUCAUUCUCCUAUUUAGAAACAAUAGAAAUUACAGGUCUCUCUGAAUGUUGUAAAAGUAGAAAUUGGAGUUGAUAAUCAUUGAUAAGUAAUACCUGACGUAUGUAUAUAUAUUUAUGUCUGUCAUGUGAACUGAUAAUUGAGAUGGUAGUUUCUUCUAGAGAAUAAAGUCUAUCACUCCACUCCACCCUCAGUUAAAAAUAAAAUAAAAAAACAUAUUGGACCAUAGGCGCGGCCAAACUGGCACGUUGAUUUUAUCCGUGUCUGUGAAUUCCAACGCUUUCUCAUAGGAGUCAUACGCAGGCCAGUGCCAGGACGAAUCAGUUGGACAGAUUUCUAUAGGCAGGCCCGUUUAUUUGUGCACGAAUUGUGUUAAUGGGUGUUAUAAUAAAGACCAUAGGCAGCUCAUGAGUUUCAAGUUUGGGGAAGCUUACAAUUUAGCCUACCAUUUCUACCUACAGUAUCUGUGUGCCAAUUAUGAUAACUUUAAAUGCAAAUUUUCCUGGAACAGUUUAAUUUCAAUAAUAACGUUUUCGUUUCUCAAAAUUAUUGUCAAAUGGUUAAUCAAAAAAAUAUAAUGCAAGAGCACCCACCUUUGCCUUAUGGACACAUUGAUACACCUUGAUCCAUUUGCGGCUAAAGAAAUUAGCACAUGGAACUCAGAGAUAGCCUAGGCUAUAGGCCAAUGCAGCAGUAGGCCUAUAACUUCCAUUGUCAACUUAGUAAAAUACAUAGGCCUAAAGCCGAAAAAAUUAAAACUGUAGAAAAUAUCCGGAUGAAAAUGCAGGUUCUUUCAAUUGCAUUAAUCACGAUACUCCGCCUGUCUGCCUCCCUUUCUCUCUGUCUUGACUUGAGCUAUCACUAUGCCACAUUGUAUCAACUCAGCAGGUUGGCGUGCUCAGGCUCACACAAUCUCUCAAAGUUAUCAGGACAGAGAAACCACACAGGUGCUCAUUGCUCACAUGGAGCACUCCAAACAAAAGACAAUGAAAAAAAUUGAUAAAACUCUUAAAUGAUGGUUAUGAAGUAAACCAAAACAUGUUUCUCACAAGUGUAGAAGGCUGUGAACUCUGCAAACAACGUUUCCACUCCGAGAAUGAGAAAGGUAAAUGACUGUAAUACAUGCGUUAAAAUAAAUGAAUGUAACCAAAUGAAAUGACGGGGAUUAACGGUACAUUUACUAUGCCUACUGGUUACAUAUGUAAUGGAGAAUUGAUCCAAAUAAACAAUCAAAGGGCAAUGAAACAAUAAAUGUGCAAGAAUUGGCGGGAGACAGCGGAACACAUUCUGGAGAGCUGAGUGCAUGCAUUUUGGAGAGAGACGCCCAUAUCUUCGCCACACACCCCUCCCCUUCUUCUUGUCUAAACAUUUUAAAUUAAACUCAAGACACAUUAUCUUCACACAUUUGAGAUGCUUUUCACUGACAGCCGCAACACAAUAAUCAACUAGGCCUAUUGCCAUGCGUGCUGCCCAAAUUGCUGGCUUCCCAAAUAGGCCUAUCCACAGCAUUAAAAAAAUAAGAUAAUGAUCCUCUGUGGCUAAGUCAAGCUCUCUGGUAAAGUAUUUUGAAUGAUUUUAUUUAGACAGGAGUAAUUAGGGGAAGCAUCCGAACAGUGUACUGUGCACUCACCAACUUUCCUUUCUAAUUUGCAAGUGGCUGAAAUAUAAUCAUGCAAGUUGCUCUGUAUAUGCUCAUGUCUCCACCCUAAGUCGUUGUCACAAAGGCGGGAAUGCAGGCGACAAGCUUAGGUCUGCUUAUGCCCAUACGCAUAGGACUUAUUCAGGGCAGAUUUUGGCGAGAGUGAGCCCUCUCGCAUCGCCUCUUCCUCUCUGCUGAAUCUAGCGAGCGAAACAGCGCCCCUCUAUUUUACUAUAUGUAACCCAUGUGUCUGAUGCUGUCUGGCCAGAAAUGCCAUACUCCUUUUGUCCAGACAGCAUCCGAUGUCUGGUCCGGACCGACCCAAUUUGGGUUGUGUUCCCCUGCUCAGACGUUGCAUGCAUCAACCAAUGGUUGCAUGCCACGUCAUCAACUGUGAUGUCUGGCACCAGAAUGCUAUAACAUAUGAUGUGGUUAGCUGAUAGACGUCUUUUCAAUUGAAUUUGGCUCACUGGGAAGGGCGUGUACAAGGUGAUGGACUGGCUGGAGGCAGAGAGGCCUCACAGCAUCAAGCUGUUCUGGAGCUGUGUAUUCAGGGACCACCUCCUUCAGCAGUACCCCACGCUACGCCUGCUACGAAACAGCCUGCUGGACGGUCAGUGGGUCUUUGAUCUCUGGUAGUAUUAUUAUUAUUAUUUCUCUGGUACUAUCUGGUAGUAUUUUGGUUUGUCGUACAAGUCACAAGGGGUGUCACUGUGACUGUUACUACUACUAAUAUUAUGGUUUGAGGUUACUUGAAUACUUGAAUACUUGAAUACUUGAAAUGCAUUCGAUUUAUGAGGUCCAUAUGAUGGUCCCAGCCUAUAACUCUAAUAUGAACAUGUUUGAUUCAUUCUGCAUCCAAUCCCAGGGUCAUCCAGAUUGUAUGCGAAACUGCCACAGAACUUGGAGAAAGAAGAGAAGGAGGAAGAGGAGAAAGAGGAGAAGGAAAAGAAGAGGAAGGCCCCGGGGGAGGGAGAAGAGAAGGAGGAGGGGGAGGAGGAAAAGAAGACAGGAAAGAAAAAGAGGAAACAGAAGAUAAGUGAGAGUGCUAAGAAGGAGGAGCAGCCCAGCACGUCCACACAGUCCACCCCCAGUCAGAAGAGGAAAGUCCAGAGGCCACCCUACUGUGAGUCCCAGGCUUUACACUCUCUGGGGGGAAGGAGGAGGCCUUGAGUUGGAAAGUCUAAAGUCCCUCUGUAACUUCAAACAUACAAUACAGCUGCAAGCAGCAAUGCCGGGGUUUAGCUGUGGGCCCACUGUGCCACCAUCAGGAUAAAGAGGACACGCUUGCCAUAUAUCAAAACUCAAAAUCAAACUGAUUAUGCAAUAUGCUUUCGAUGUAUUUUGGACAAUUUUUAAUCAUGUUGACUGCUUUAAACGUCUUCUUCUCCAGAACUACUGGACCAAUCGGCAUCAAAUUUGGUAUAUACUGUAGCAUCUAUAUUGCUGGUAUAAAGCAGUAUUUUCAAAGACUCUAGCUGAAACAAUAUGGCCACUUUGAGCCAAUGAGCUUGCAUGAAUGUUUUUUCCUGUCCAACAGCGCCACCAUGCAGCCAAACUGAACCAUACUUUACAGGUUAGCUAGACUCAUAUCCCUGAGUAUGUGUGCCAAAUUCCAUCACUCUGUGUCAAAAAGAUCAAGAGAUGCAAACAUGUGCCUGUUAUAGUGCCACCAUGUGGUCGAUCUGAAUGUGCUUGCAUAUGUUGAGUCUUGACAGUGUUUGGAACACGUGUACCAAGUUUUGUUACAAUACGAAUAUACGCAUCUGAUUUAUAUGCACUUAUGUGCCAGACCACGCCCACAUUAAUGUUUGUUGGUCAGUAGCAUCCAUGUUGUUUGAGAUGCUAGCCUGAAAAAUAUUGUGUUGAGAGAUCUUGGUCCAUAGAUGCCAUAUAUCAAGUUUUGUGCAGAUCGGUCAGUCUGUACCAGAGGAGUCUCGUUUUAAGUGUUUUUCACAAAAUUCAAAAUUCCGGACUUUAUGGCUCUGCCAGAACCACCCAAUCAGAAAGAGCAAAAACAAAAAAGUAAUACAUUAUUAUUACCAAAACAUUUUCCAUCACUUAGCUGGGUAAUAGCCUUUCUACCCUCCACCUCUGAAAUGGGGGCAUCUAUACCAUCAGCUUGUUCUGUGGAAAUUUUAGGCAACUCUAACGUACCAAAAAAAGAUAUUAUAAUCUGCCUCCACCGAGUUAUCCUCUGACUGGUAUAGACUCCUGUAAAAAUCAUAGAAAACCUCAUUAAUAGCCUUUGUGUCAGUAAUUAACUUAUUCUCCUAAUUCAUUAUUGCAGUAAUAGUAUUACUGGCAUCGCUUUUCUUAUAUGUUAAUUUUCUCAACUACUGUACAUGUGAUAAACAUCAUAAAAUCCUAUAGCUUUCACGAUGUGUCAGAAACGAUUGGAGGUACUGGGAACACUCUGUCUACCUUUAAAAUAAUACCUUAUACACUAUGAGACUCUGAUCAAAAGUAGUGCGCUAAAUUGGGUAUAUACUACACGCUUAGGAUUUUUUUUUAACCUAGAACCUGAAAGGGUUAUUUGGCUGUUCUCAUAGGAAAACUCUUUGAAGACCCCUUUUUAGGUCCAUGUUCCUUUCCAUAGAGGGUUUUGACCUCUGUCUUUCUCUGUGCUCUAGGGACGUGUGGGAAGAGUACCCAUACGGCGCAGCGCUGGGUGACCCCGGUGGAGCUCCCGGUCACCUGUGGGGACAAAGAGGGCAUGCUCAACAGGGACAAGCUGGCCAAAGGUGGGUGGUAAAAAUUGACUUAAUAUGAUGUGAUUCUUUGUGUUUGUGUGUAAUGGUGGAUGUGGUUCGGCCCGAAUAACCUUGCCUAAAAACUUAACACCAACACUGGGGUUCUAUUAUACCACUGAGUCACUGAGUGUUCAUUUAACUCCUGAAUCAACACUAUAAAUGUUACACUGAAAAACACUAGGUAACACUGGCCAAUUUGCUAUGUACCAUAUAAUACACUGCUGGUUCACCCUGGCUGUGUCCGAAAUCUGUUUUGCCUACUACUUACUAAAACUAUAUACUGUGUACUAUUCGUGCUACAUACUAUUUAGAACGAACUGUUUAGUAAAAAUGAAUGCAGUAAGUUACAAAUAUCAACAUACUAGGCUCACCCAUCCUGAGAAUGCGUCAUCUAAUGCGCAAUUGCAUUAAUUCCCACCAUUCGUUCAUUUGGGUACAGUCCGAUAAUCAGUCUAGAAAGUCGAUUCUAUUCCUCAAAAGUGUGCAGCGAAUUCUACAAAAUGAAAAGCCGAAAUGAGUUUAACAUCCUGGCAUUUAAAGCAUACUCGAUUUUCGAAAUUUCACGUACUAUAAAACUUCUAUUUAGAACCCUUCUUACCUUCCAAAGAAUCCUUCUUGCCUUCCAAAUAAUCAUAAAAUAACCAUUUGUUCCAGUACGGUUCUUAUGAUGAAGAAGGGUCUAGGUAGAAAGAACCCUUUCACUUACAAAGAACCCUCAUCUUCCAAAAAGGGUUAAUCAGAUGAAAACAGUUCUUGGCAGAAUCCUAUCCCUCCACAAAGAAUUUUAGGAAAAAUAUGAAACCCUAGUGUGUAUGAUGUCUGACUUCCUCAUUGGUCUGUCUCAGGGGAGAGUUGCAUUGUGGUCCAGGGUCUCUGGUUCACCCCAAGUGGCUUUGAGGAGUUUGGGGGGAAGAAGAGCAGUAAGAACUGGAAGUACAGUAUCCGCUGUAUAGACACCACUCUGGGAAAACUGAUCCAGGUACAGCAUAUAGCUGAUUUUCAUACUUUUAUCAAGCCCAUAAGAUUUGUACAAUGUUGUCAUACACUACACUCUAGGUCUAG
Messenger RNA from Coregonus sp. 'balchen', 5615 nucleotides. The record is from the annotation of a GenBank genome assembly. NCBI's taxonomy places the organism in Eukaryota, Metazoa, Chordata, Actinopteri, Salmoniformes, Salmonidae.